CAAGGGAACACCCCUUUGCUGCUGCAGGCGGGGCAUAGUGUGAAUUCAGGAAAUUGAAACAAAGCCUGUUCCACUGCCCAGAGGGAGCCAUGGCUGCAGAGAACCCCAUGGAAAGUCUCCAGGAUGAAGCUACAUGUCCCGUCUGUCUGGAGCAUUUCACAGAACCUGUCAUUCUGGAGUGUGGGCACAAUUUCUGCCGAGCCUGCAUCAGCCAGUACUGGGAGGGAUCCGAUACAGCCGCCUCCUGCCCUCAGUGCAGAGAAACUAUGCAACAGGGAAACCUCAGGCCCAACGUGCAGUUAGGAAACAUGGUAGAAAUCGCCAAGUGGCUGAGUUUACAAGCAGCAAAGGGAGCAGGAGGGGACGGGGUGUGUGGGGAACACCUGGAGGCUCUGAAACUGUUCUGUGAAGAGGAUGAAACCCCCAUCUGUGUGGUGUGCGACAGAUCCCGGGCUCACCGCGCUCACACGGUGGUUCCCAUCCAGGAGGCUGCACAGGAGUACAAGGAAAGAAUCCAGGCCCAUUUGAAAACUUUGAGGGAAGAAAGAGAAAAGCUCCUGGGAUUGAAAGCGACUGGAGAGGGGAAUAGCCGGGAGUAUCUGAAACAAACACAAACCGAGAGGCAGAAGAUUGUGUCCGAAUUUCAUCAACUGCGGCAGUUCCUGGAGGAACAAGAGAUAUUAGAAGCACCUUAG
Mauremys mutica (yellowpond turtle) is the source of this 695-nucleotide messenger RNA. RefSeq names its product zinc finger protein RFP-like. The transcript has 4 exons. Gene Ontology annotation, molecular function: zinc ion binding. The record is from RefSeq and is a predicted model, not a curated record. NCBI's taxonomy places the organism in Eukaryota, Metazoa, Chordata, Testudines, Geoemydidae. Bases 90 to 695 code for a protein of 201 amino acids.